This is a messenger RNA of Clupea harengus (Atlantic herring), 5275 nucleotides long. RefSeq names its product rho guanine nucleotide exchange factor TIAM2-like (gene tiam2a). Bases 1028 to 4237 code for a protein of 1069 amino acids. The record is from RefSeq and is a predicted model, not a curated record. NCBI's taxonomy places the organism in Eukaryota, Metazoa, Chordata, Actinopteri, Clupeiformes, Clupeidae. Gene Ontology annotation, biological process: small GTPase-mediated signal transduction; activation of GTPase activity. The transcript has 14 exons. Gene Ontology annotation, molecular function: protein binding; guanyl-nucleotide exchange factor activity.
CAUGAUUUUAACGGAAAUAUGAAAGUGGGUUUUUUAAAAUAUAAUCCAUAUUUCCAUCAACAUAAAUUUGACAUAAAUCUGUAAAGUAGCUUAACUGGUUGAACUUAUCUAACAGAAGAAUUACUUUAGAUAUGUAUCAAACUAGUACCAGUAUCUUCUUGAGAUGGGAGUUGGUGAAGGUUCAUGUAUGGAGAACCAAGCUCUGUGUACAGUAUUGAGUUGUAUGGGAGUCAGGAUGAGUUGGUGAAGGUUCAUGUAUGGUGAACCAAGCUCUGUGUACAGUAUUGAGUUGUAUGGGAGUCAGGAUGUCUCACGAGGGGAGGGCCAGUCUGGUCCUGAAAACCUCUCUGGCCACGACUUCAUCUGGCAUCAGCUGCUCGACUAACUUGGCAGUGCAGAGCAAAAGUUCCCAACAAAAAAAAAAUCCAAAAGAAUUCCAGCGUUUAAAAAUAAACAGCAGCCAAACUGAAGACAGCUUUAAAAAAACGUUUUUCAACCGACUGAGUAAGAGGUCACUGAGCUCUGUGGUGAGGGAAAAAUGCAUGUCAUGCUUAGAAUUGAGAAGGAAAUCAAACUUUCAGUUUAGAGCUGUGGAACUACCAAUCUCCUGUAUCUGUACAUGAGUUUGACCUGGUAGAGUUCAGACCCCAUUUGAAGGCAUUAGUCUGAAUGAGGCUGAAGAGCACUACAGAUCCUCACAAUUCAAUCAACUUGGAUAGCUCUGCAUAAUCAGAAUUAUUGAUCAUACUAAUGAACGGACUACAAUAGAUGUGUUCCAACAUGAUGGUGAUUUUUCUUAGUAUGGUCAUACUAAAUGUGUUUUUAUAGGAAUGUAUAUUGUGCUUUAAUGAACUGUUAUGUUAUGUUGGGCCAAUCUAUCUUCUAAAUCUGCGUUUCUUCCCUUCUUUUUGUGUCUUCUUAUUUCUAUAGAUGAACCUGUUAAAGCUUGAAGAUGCCUUGAGAGGAGUAGAAAAGACAGGAUGGUUCUAGAUCACUGAGCAGAGAGAAAACAGACCAGAGAGACGGCAUGGGGAAUUCUGAGAGCCAGUACAGCAUCCAGGGUCCGCGGGGCACCAGCAUCGUCCUUCCAGGGAGACAAAAGCCCUUUCUAAAGUUCCGCUCCACCAAAGACGAUUCGGUGUCUCCUCACGGCUGCUGGAGAGUUAUCCCAGGCGCUUCUGCACACAAGUCUAAAGCUGUUGGCCGUGGCUGCCUCUCUCAGCAUAAGGGCAGUCAUCCCUAUGUCCCCCGACAUUAUGAUUACAUUACUAAAGGAGUGAGUGAGGGGGCCAAUGGGGGUCUGUGGCGUGGCUCCCACGAUCGCCUGGCAUCAGAGGGCCACCUGGUGUUAUCAUCAGAGAAUGGUUAUGGUCAUUUUGAAGAUGCCACAGAAAAGGGCAGGCGUUACAGUGAACAUAACGGGUACGUGACGAACGGGCACCAAACACCCGACAAAAACCCCUCUCCAGAGUCACUGGAGGAGCAGAGCAGCCCACGAGUGGUUAUCAAAAAAGAUGGCAGCCUACGCGUGGAGUUCACCAACACCACCAAUCCUUUACUGCUGGACGAGUGUGCUGGGCCUGUGCAGCUGCUCAAGUUCUCCCCGAAUGUGGAUUCAACACCCAGCCUCCCUGGGGUCACACGCAGACAUGACCCGCACCAUGGAGCACCCACGGCCUCCAGCUCCACCACCAGGACUAGUAAGGGCAGCUCUCUGAGCUCAGAGGGCUCUUGGUAUGACUCCCCAUGGGGAACCGGAGCGGAGCUGAACGAGGCAGAUAGUGUGUCUCCCACUAGACCACAUGACAGCACAGGGGAUAGCCAAUCAAGAGUGUCAGAUCAACAGUUACUGUACCGUGACCCCACCAUGGCCGUCACCUUCAACACCACCAAGGACCUGCCCCUUGGGUUCACAGAUGAGCUGCCGACCAAACACCGGGCCUCCGUUGUGUCUGUGAUGGAGGGGUCCACAGAAGAGGAGUGUCCAGAGGGGAAACAGUACUCCUCCAUGACUCUGCCCUGUCGCAAGGUCAGGCCUGGCCCAGACGACACCAUCAAGAGGGAGUCCAUCAAGAACCGGAUGAGACGCCUCAGCGACUGGACUGGGAGUUUGACCCGGAAAAAGCAGAGGAAUCAGGAGCCAAGGUACAAAGAAACCAGUGAGUGCUUUGACAGUGGUGUGGAUGGCCUCACUGCCGACACCAGCUCGCCCUCUCAGGUCUCCAGUCUCCUGGGGUACCCUAGGGGCCCCUCCAAGCCUCGGUCCCGCUCGCGGUCCCAAGCACUGCCGUCUCGGAGCGAAUCAGCCGGUGCUCUGCACCAAGGGGCCGACUCCUUGCGGCAGAAUAUCUACGAGAACUUCAUGCGGGAGCUGGAGGCCGGACGGAGUGGAGGAGGACUGGGCGGUGGAGAGGAGCUGCAGGAGCAGUCCACAGAGGGGACGGAGGAGACCAGCAGCGAGGAGGCGCGGGGCUCUCUGGAGCAGCUGGACCUGCUGUUUGAGAAGGAGCAGGGCGUGGUCCGGCGGGCGGGCUGGCUCUCCUUCAAGCCCCUCAUCACCCUCCACAAGGACAGGAAGCUGGAGCUGGUGCCCCGGCGCAAGUGGAAGCACUACUGGGUCACCCUGAAAGGCUGCACAUUACUCUUUUAUGAGACCUACGGUAAAAGCUCUUCUGAGCAGGACUUGUCCCCUCGCUAUGCCCUGUUAGCUGAAGACAGCGUCGUCCAGGCGGUACCUGAACACCCCAAAAGAGAGAAUGUAUUUUGCCUCAGCAACACCUAUGGCGACGUCUACCUCUUUCAGGCCAGUAACCAGACCGACCUAGAGAACUGGGUGACAGCCAUCCACUCGGCCAGCGCCUCCCUCUUGGCCAAGCGCCAGGGAAAGGAGGACACCCUGCGGCUCCUCCGGGGCCAGAUCCGUGGCCUCCUCCAGAAGAUCGACAUGGACAGCAAGAUGAAGAAGAUGGCUGAGCUGCAGCUCUCCAUAGUGAGCGACACCAAGAACAGGAAAGCCAUUGAAAACCAGAUUCAGCAGUGGGAGCAGAACCUGGAGCGCUUCAACAUGGACCUCUUCCGCAUGCGCUGUUAUUUGGCCAGCUUGCAGGGCGGGGAGCUGCCCAAUCCCAAGAGCCUCCUGGCCACCGCCAGCCGCCCCUCCAAAGCAGCACUGGGCCGCCUGGGGAUCUUCUCUGUCUCCUCCUUCCAUGCACUGAUCUGUUCUAGAGAUGAAGCCACGUUACGGAAGCGCUCAAUGUCUCACUCCCAAAAAGGACGUAGCAAACGGGGGAUCUUCUCCUCUCUCAAGGGCCUGGACCACCUGACCAGGCGGGGCCGUGAGAAGAGACCCUCAGCCUCUCAGCUGUUCGAGAGUGAGGCUGAGACACAAGUCAACUAUCUCCCACCUUACAGUUCUGACAGACUGGACAGCCUGGCAAACCUGUACUCCAUAGCACCACCUGAAGGCGGCCAGUGGAACGACAGCAGUGAAACCCAAGCCUGCAUUUAUAUGCCAGACAACCAAGCGGUCACGGUGCCCUUGAGACGGGAUCACAUGGUGGCGGACGCCAUGACUUUGGCCUGCAAGGUCAAGCACUUGGAUCCCAGCCUGUACUUCCUGCGUCUGCGGAGGUGUGUGGGUCAGAGUGUGGAGGUCUGUGUGCCUGAACCAGAGGAGCUGCUGCAGGACCUGCUGUAUGAGGACCUGGAGGUCUGCCCCCUGGAGGUGUUCUCCCUGCACAUGAGCAGACCCAGCAGCACAGCAGACUACGGUUUCGCAGUGACUGGGCAUGUUGACGUCCUGAACAAGAGCCGGAUCUUUGUCAGUGAAGUGCUCCCUGAUGGGCUGGCCUUUGGUGAAGGCUUGAGACCUGGGGAUGAGAUCCUGGUGCUGAAUGGGCGCGAGGUGUCUUCUCUGGACCUGAGCCUGAUCCAGAAGCUCUUUGCUGAGCACACGUUACAGCUCACCCUGCGGCGGGACCCUCCGUCUCACAGACGCUCCCCUGACGAUGCCACACUUCCACCCAACAUCUCCCAUGCCCGGGACACCCUGCACAAACCCCACAAAGCCAAGUCCUCCAUAGGUAAGAUGACCCAUCCACCCCCCACCCCACCACCGCACCCCCGCCUGCCUGCCCGCCGCGAAAAUUCCUCUUCCCCCUCUAACCCCUACACUGCCAACACGUUCACAAGCAGCAGCCCCAGUCAGCGGCCUCACAUAAUCAACUCAAGGCCUUGACGUCAGUCAGCUGGAUCGCCACAGCAGAUUAGCAGCUUACUCAAUUACCAUCGAGUAGGGUGCCAACGUGAGGAUGCACACAUCCCAACCCGGUGAAAGAACAUUUUGGCUCAUUAGAUUGGUUUUGGAAGUCAAUCAGGAUCCCUGCACUUGUUUUGAAGUCAACGUGAACUAAUAUUGGCAACAGAUGGCCCAGUGUGUGAAAGUCAGACUCUUUUUCAGAAAUGCUACUACUCAUCCGAAGCUGUGGCGCACCAUGCCGGCUGCCUAGUUUUCUAAUAGUAACCUAGUUUUUUCACCGCCUUUAGUCGGAAUCCACCCAAAAAAGACUUGGGUGUAAGUGUUUACAUAGCGCUUUUUUUAACAGACACUCGCUCUCCAGCCUCAACCAGGACAGUGGUUUGCAACCUCAUCGCUGACAACAUGAGGAACUUGACUAUCAUUUUUGAGGAACUUGACUAUCAUUUCUCUUUGCACGAAUACCUUACCCAGCAGCUAUCAGUAUCAUUGGUACAAGGACUGAAAGCGAAAGGGUCACAUAGCUUGAGCAGAUAGGUUGUUGUGACACGUAGAUGUUGGGAGACUUGAAUGUAUUGAAUGCAGAUUCAAAUUAACUCUGUUUUCGACAACUGGAAGGUAAGAACGUCAUGUAUCUCAGUGUUUCCUUAUUGCUCGAGGUACUAAUAUUAGGAAGACUAACAUGGUUUAAAAAAAAUAUUGCUGUCUAUUUUCCAGCAUUUUUUAGUCCUUGUUUACUGGUAGGUAUUUAAAGGCUAUUUUAAGAUUAAUGUAAAUGCAAUUACUAGUAUUAUACACUUUACGCAAAACUUUUUGCUUUUCCCUUUGAAAACAUUGCAGACAUUUUCAGCAUAUAGAGUCUGAUAGUUGGAGGCAUACUGUUUAAGUAAGAUAGUGACUAAUCAUGGGUCAUUUUAUAAGAAAACACAGGAAAUUGAAGAUAGAAUGCCAAAACAACUGGGUGCAUAGCAAAGAAGACACAGAGAAACUGCUCAUUAACAGUGUGUGAAACACAGUUCA